Molecule: messenger RNA, 1290 nt
Organism: Musca vetustissima
Lineage: Eukaryota; Metazoa; Arthropoda; Insecta; Diptera; Muscidae
Gene: ebd2
Exons: 2
Coding region: 1-1290 (429 amino acids)
Molecular function (GO): DNA binding
Source: RefSeq, a predicted model, not a curated record
AUGAAAUUGGCAACAAUGCCCCGGCGAUCAUCAGGUGGAAUUUCAAAACUAAUGGCUCCAAAAACAACUGAAACGGAUGUUGAGACAGCAGUUCCCGCAAAGAAGCCCAAACGUCGCAAUGAACGUAACAUACUAACAUUUUAUGAAAAAAUUGCCGUUAUACGAUAUUACGAUGAGACGAAUAUUUCACGCAAUAGUUUGGCGAAAAUGUUUCACUGCUGUGCAACACAAAUCCGACGCAUACUGGAACGCAAACAGGAGCUACUACAACAACUAGCAACACUCAGCGAAGCUGAUGCUUCAAUAAUCAUCGAAGAAAUGACACGGAAACGGCGAAAAUUCGAAAUGAGCGCAAUUAGUUUUAUCCUGCAUCAAUGGGUGGAACGUUGUCGUCAUAUGCGCCUGCGUAAAAGUAUCACCAAUGACACGCUUAAGGACACGGCAGUAAAAAUGGCUGCCAUCUUAAAUUUACCAGCAUUCCGACCAUCGUAUAGAUGGUUGAAUCGUUUCCGUGGCAAAUACAAGUACAACGAUGAAGAUUUGGGUGCAGGCAAUGGCCCAGACACAGUACCCGGUGAAUUGGCCGUUGAGGAUAUCAUCAUCGAAUACAAGGAUUCUCUGCCUAGUUUUAUGCAAAAAGAAAUCUCUGCCAUAACAUCGACAGCCAAUGAUUCUCUUCUCAGUUCAUCGACGACGGCCGUUGCAGCAGCCGUGGCAAGUGAAAUUCUGAAACCACGUCAAACGGAUGUGGCAGCAGGCAAGGAGACGAAUCUGCGCCAAAGUAUGGAUGAAUUUGAAAUAUCUGAAGAUGAUGAGGACGAUGACAUGAAUGAUAGUACGGAAAGGCAGAGUGAGGAAGAAGUUAUUGAAAUUAACACGGCGACAUCAAAUGCCAGGCAAGAGGCGACAACAAAAACAACCACAGAAGACACAAAUAAUAACAAUAAUGAAUUGUCCACUGAGGAGGAGAAAAUCACCGAUUCUACACCCAACCAUGAAUUCCCCAUGAUGACAGCUGGCUCGGCUGCCCUGUUGCACAGUAUAUUCCCACACCUGGCUGUAAUCCAUCAAUUUGCCUUACUCAACUCGGAUGUUAAAGCCUUGGAACUGAUCUCCCAACUCGGCGUACACAUGCAAACACGAGCCGAAGAAGGUGCCUACAAACAAUUGUCGCUGGCGACAACCUCAACAAACAACAACAACGACGACGACGAUGCUGCUGUUGUUGACGAUGUUGAUCCCAAUGGUGAUAUGUAUCCCGAUAUAGAUGAUAUUGUUUUAAUUGAAUAG